UUAUCAAUAUACCAUUAUAAUACCUAUUUUUAAUUACAAGUUCCUAUUUGCUUUAUAAAAUAAACCAAAAUAACACAAAACAAAAUAAAUGGCCCACGUCGUUGUUUUAGAUUCAAUUGAUGAAGACAUUUUUGUUUGUGGCACUUGUAAAACUGUUUUUAACUCCUUACAAAUUUUCCUCGAACAUAAAAGAUUAAAAUGCAGCAAUAUUGUUUUAGAAGGAAGAUAUUCCAAUAUUGAUUUGAUACAGCCCACGAGUCUUGGCGACUCUUUUCCUGAGAACAUUCCAACCUUACAACAAAGCGAGGAAUUACCUGAACCUCUGCCAGGAGCGGAUCAGUCAUGGCCUAAGGAUCUCACUUGUAGUACUUGCAAAAAGAAAUACAAAAAAGUUAGGACCUUGAUAGCUCACAUGAAAACACAUAGCGAAAAGCCAUACCAGUGCCCUAUAUGUGGUAGAUGUUUUAUACAAAAUUCACAUUUGCAAAGGCACAUUACUUCUCAUCGAAUAUGGCCUGAUGGUCUAAGGGAGACUACAUCACAAACUCCUGAAGAAGAACUCUUAAGUUAUACAUGUUCAUAUUGUAACUUGGUUUUAGUUAAUUACAGUCAAUACAGGGCUCACCUCAAAAAUCAUUUAUCACUAAAGAAAUAUAAGUGCAUACAAGGCGAGUGUGUAGAGUUUUUUGACACAGUUGAAAGUUUGCUUGAUCAUGUUUCUGUUAUCCAUGAGAUACCUGUCUAUAUUUGUCAUCUAUGUAGUUCCACUUUCAAUAGCUUGGAAGAUAUUGCUACACAUUUGCAGAGUGAUAAUGAUGGGUGUAAAGAAAGUCAAAAAAAGUUAAAAGUAUUUAAAUGUUCACAAUGUGAUGCUAGAUUUAGGAAAUAUGAAAAACUAACUCUUCAUUUAUUGACAGAGAAUCAUAACAAAAUAUGUAUUCAUUGUAAUAAAACAUUUGCAAGUGAUAAGAGAUUACGUCUGCAUCUACAAAUACAUAGGAAACUGAAACCAUUUCAGUGUAACAUUUGUAACAGCAGUUUCCACAUGAAGAAAUAUUUAUCCACACACAUGCUGAAGCAUGGUAACAGGCAGUUUAAGUGCUCAGUUUGUAAAUACACAUUCAAACGUCAGGACUUGCUUCAAAGGCACAUGAAGUUACAUCAAGCUAAGAAGAUGUUGAAAUGCCCCUUUAAAGAUGCUUUGGAUUGCAAGAAGGAAUUUAGCCGGACUGACAAAUUGAAAUCACAUAUAAAAUCUCAUACAAAACAUAUAGCUCUUCAUGCAAGGCCUAAAAAAGCUCCUCAUGAAAAUGUUACUGAGCUAGGUACUAAUGAGUAAUAAGAAAAGCAAAGAAAUUGAUAAUUUAAAAUGUUGAUUUCUGGUAAAAGAUAUAUUAAAUUUAUAAUUGAAGAUGUGAAGGUAGUUUUGAAAUUGAAUUAAUUUGAAUUUGCAACUUGAAUACCCCCAAAGUGAUGAAAUAAAGGUGGUUAGUUGAGCUAUGUUAUGCAGCUGAGGGGCUUCAUUCAAACAGCUAGCUAUAUCUAAUUAAGCAAUAAGUCAGUGAAGCAGGAAGGUUCCUAUGGAAAGGACAUAAGAAAAAGUGGCCAAUUUAAGUUUAUUAUUCUUGUGAAAUGGAUUUCCAUAAUUCAUUAGUACUUUUACUUAUUUUAUCUUGUCAUCUUGUUAUUAGUGAUGCCCGACAAUUCCGUGUUACAGAUCAAGUGUUUUUUGAAAUCACAAGUGAAGAUAAAGUCCUUGGUCGAGUAGUUAUUGGCCUGUUUGGUGACUUAGCCCCAAAAGCUGUUAAAAAUUUCAAAGUUUUAGCCUCAAAAGGCAUAAAUGGGAAGUCUUAUAAGGGCACUUCAUUUACUAGAAUAAUUAAACGAUUUAUGGUACAAGGUGGUGAUGUGGAAGCUGAUGAUGGAACAGGUUCAAUAAGCAUUUAUGGUGAAACAUUCCAUGAUGAGAAUUUGGAUACACAACACAGUGGGGCAGGAUUUGUGUCAAUGGCUAAUAAAGGUCCUGAUACAAAUGGAUGUCAAUUUAUUAUAACUACCACUGGAACACCUUGGUUAGACCAUUUGCAUACAGUAGUCGGAAAGGUGGUGGACGGUCAAAACGUGGUGCAUAUGUUGGAGCAUACUCCGACUGACGUGGACGACAGACCGUUACUGCACGUGUACAUAUCAGACUGCGGCUUGGUACCGACCCUCGAGCCCUACUACAUAUCUGAUGAUCCUUAUGAUUUAUGGGCGUGGAUCAAAGCGUCAGCGGUACCUCUAACCAUGUCUUUCUCUAUCCUCGGCUUUUUCCAAUGGAUGAUGAGGAAGAUGGAAAUAUAGUUCAUUUUUUUUUAAAGUUUGGUUAUGACGGCAGGUUAGGUUAAGUAAAAAGUCCAUUUUUAUAUUUUUAAGUUAUUUAUUUAUCAUUUUAUUGUGAUUUUUCGUUUUAAUAUAAAAUUUUAUGUAUAGUCACAAACCAUGUAAAAUUGUCAAUAAUUUAUACAUAUUAACAAUCUAUUUAAACAAAAUGCCACUGAUUCAAUAUACAUAUUUAUUUGUACGAAUUUAUAUAAAGUAAGAAUAAUAAAUAAGGUGUGUUUUCUUUCAUUUCAUUUAACCACUGCUGCUACUUACUACAAUAUAUUGUGUUAUCCAGUUUAAGUUACAUUAGUUUAUUUAGUAGAUAGUCAUAUGUUACUGAAAAGUAUGCAUAAGUACCUACAUUUGCGUUCAAACGUAGUUCGAAUCAUGUGGGUACACUUUGUGGAAUAAAAUUAUGUAGGUAUAACGUAAAAUUGACAAAGAAGCCAAAUAUUGUGAAGCCACAGUAAUGCAAGUACGGAGGUUGGAUUACUGGGACUUAUCACAUCAUGUCCUCAAUACUCUUCAAUCGAAGAAACAAUGUGUACCUAACUAGUCGGCGGUAGAUACCUACAGAACUGUAUUGCUUAUACACUUGUACUCCAUUUCGCACUGCACACAAUAAAAUAGCACUUUAGUUAGUGUUAGUUGUCACAGAUUAAAGUUGGUCUGCAGGCUAUAGUAGUAGUAGUGCGGUGGCCAACAAUAUAGUGGCUGGGGCUAGAAGAUGCGCGUGCGCAGCGUCAGGCGCGAGCUGUCCGGGCGUGUCGCGAUUCCCCAGUUGCUGCGCGGCGGCGCCACAAGCGCGGGAGCACGACUCCCACGCGCGGCACACGUCGCACGCACUCGCCGCGGUCGGGGAGAAGAAUACGCGUGCUCGGUGACCUACCGUGGAAAAGGAACGUUAGAACAAUACAUGACAUGGUUUUAUAAUAAUGUUUGUCAAAGUCAUAGA
Molecule: messenger RNA, 3319 nt
Organism: Spodoptera exigua (beet armyworm)
Lineage: Eukaryota; Metazoa; Arthropoda; Insecta; Lepidoptera; Noctuidae
Source: the annotation of a GenBank genome assembly